GGGAUGGAAAAGAAGUCGGGCAGGGGCAGGAUCGACGCUCUCGAGGCCAGAGCGAUAUCCAACAGGAUCCAAGCGCCUGUUCCAUCUACGUGACCAGAUACAGGUCAAUAACUGGGACAGGCUUGCGAGAUGCUUGUGCGUCUACUUUAAAUUUGAGCUCGUUCGCUAGCAGCAACCUAACUAUGGAUGCGCAAACUUUCUUCGACCUCCUCCCGUCAUCUUCACUUGCGUCGGACGGCUCGGGGCUUGGGUUCUGGGCUUACGGUCUGCGCCUUUCUGCAGUGCAACCAAUUUGCGCGUAAUAUUGAGACGGGGGCGAAAAGGGCCGCUGCCACGAUGGACUGGAUGCAAGUCACUCUUCUUACUACUCGUUCUUGAUGGCAGUCAGCCCCGAAAUCGCGGCGCGAUUCUGCACUGAGCAGUUAGCUCGAUCGCUCCCUGAUCGCUACUCUAAUCGCUCCGCUGAUCGACCGCUGCACCGGUUGAUGCACCGACCACUGUCAUCGUUGCAUCUCUUCAACAUGGCUGAUUCUAAUCCCGAAUCCGUGCUAUCUAGAUCGAUCAAAACGGGCUGCUUUGCCGCGAGCAAUGCCAUCGCGAAGACUUCCCUUGCCUUGAACCGAUUUGUCCGCGACGUGCGAGAAUCGCGCUCCGACCUCGAUGCCAUAUCCGGCGAGCUACACUCACUCGAGGGUGUCCUCGACCUGCUGAAAGACGACGCAGACUCGUUCCCGGCCCAGCUGGCCAACAAGACCCCCAGAGUGCUGGAAAAGUGCUUGACCAUCGUCAACGAGCUGGAUGGCUGCAUAUCGGUCCUCGGUCGCGAGGGCGUUUCUAAAGCGGACAAGAAGUCGAGGUGGAUGGCUAGCCGAGACCACAUCGAGAAGCUCAGAUGGACACUUGAAGGUUACAAGUCCACACUUGGGCUUGCCGUUGACCUGGUUGCUUUAACUUCCUCUUCCACCGAGCCCAACAGUGUCGACUCGACCCUCGCAAGAGACCCGAACAAGGCCGAACACCCUGUCGAUUUGGACGAAAAGAGCGAGUUGGCAAAAGUGGCGGCCCGGAUCAGUGACGUUACGGCUAGGCUACGGAAUGAAUCCCAGCAGAACGGGGCCGUGGCUAGCAUCCAGCAGUUCCUUGAUGCAUUAUAUACCCAUGCCGUGUCUGCGGUCGAUACGGAGCUUGAACAGCUUGAGAACCGCCGUCCUGACGCCGCGUCAUCCGUCGGAGAGGCUCCCGACAGUGCUAUCGAGAUGAGCGGGGACGAGACAAGCUUUCCAGCGAUAAAACACGGAAGAUCAUUGAGCGCACCUCAUGGUGGUGGCAGUAUUCCCGUCGACGAGAUUGACGAACUUCUCGAUGAGCUCAGAGAGAUGCCCCGUAGGGCCCCUACUCCGCCGCCAAGGUCUCUGGCAAGGAUGGGUGUUCCCUCUGUUCGCAGCUCUCCUGACAUACGCCCCACAAUGUCUGAAAGCUGCCGCGGGCCCGUCCCUGGUACAGGCCAGUUGUCUGGUCACUCCCGCAGUUGGAGUUUCUCACCCCAAGGCUCGCAAUAUCCGGCUUCCGAGUCCUUCCUUACCGCUGUGACUGAGGUUGCUCCUCCCCUGAACCCUGAGCCUGUUGCUGGCGGUACCAGCAGGCCCAGCAGCCGAAUGGGUCGAGCCUUGAGCCAGGUGCGGCGAUCAAUUUGGGAAAACCCUGGCGAUGAUGGUCUUGCCUCGCCUCGUCCGUCUACUUCGGGCUCGAACAUGCCAACUUCCGGUCCGGUCAGACAUGGUCUGGUUCGGCGGAGCAGUUCACGCCUCUCAACCACUUUCAGAAGCUUCAGCCACAAGGUACUGCCUUUCUCAAAGGCCGACGAUCAAAUCACCACACCGGCCGAGAUCCUAGAACCAGAUGCCAUAUUUGGGGUGUCACUUGCAAAGAGCAUGUACGUCGCAAAGGGGCUCGCAGGCACUCACCACGAUGGCGGCAGGUCUUCGACUCGCGAGUACCCGCUGUGUGUUCUCCGAUGCAUAUACUUCAUCCGAGACCAGGGAGUAAGUACGCCACACGUCUUCGGCCAGGACGCCGACCCGCAAUGCCUCGACGAAUUAAAGGAAGUAUUUGCCUCGGCCUCGACAAAUUUCGGCAAGGACCUCGAUUGGCGGCGCUAUACCGUCUUCGAGGCCGCCGACCUUAUUCUACUGUUCCUGUCGGAGCUCCCGCAACCGCUUGUGCCCGAGUCAGUUGGCAAGCGGUGGAUCACACUCUCCAGGCAAGCUACCAUUAGCGGGUCGCUGGCCAUGCGCCUCGACCAAGGCAUCGAUUUUUGGGAAGAAGCUUUGUUAGGCCUUCGCGGGCCUGCCCGAUCACUCUUCAAGCUACUACUUGACCUGUGGGGUGACAUUGCGGACGCUGCUGAGAGCAAUGAGAUGACGGCUGAACGCCUUGCCGGCCGUGUAGUGCGCUCCGUCAUGCAUGGCCCCGCCGGCCGCUACGAUACCGAUCUCCUUCUUGGUCUGGCCUUCAUGAUUCGGAAGCGUUCCGAGUAUAGCCUCUCAUUGCGAGGCGACGGGCGGAAAAGCAAUGCCGCAUUUUGAUGGACUUGACGCAAUGGACUAGUUAUGCAAACCGCUUCGCUGCGCUAUUUGUCGUUCCAGGAUUGCAUAUAUCACGCUCGGGCAACAAAACAAGUGUUUGUUUCUUUACUUUUUUUUUAAAAUUUUUUAAAAAAAUCCUCAGCAACCUGUUGCAAUUAGGGCUUGGGGCUGAUUGCCCGCCACGCGGCCGUAAGCUGGAUAUCGGCGUCCGUUAUAAUGAUACCCGGAGUAAAGACGGAUUUAAUGUAUUCAACACGUCACGAAUAUCACAUAUUUAUCAAGGAACCUGCGUACUUUCAGCACAAGGCGACGUGAAACGGUGCUAGAUAGUAGUAUUUUUUGCUACUAGAUGCCCUUGACAAAGG
This is a messenger RNA of Lasiosphaeria miniovina, 2950 nucleotides long. RefSeq lists its product as uncharacterized. The transcript is spliced from 2 exons. NCBI's taxonomy places the organism in Eukaryota, Fungi, Ascomycota, Sordariomycetes, Sordariales, Lasiosphaeriaceae. The record is from RefSeq and is a predicted model, not a curated record. Gene Ontology annotation, biological process: signal transduction. Bases 378 to 2585 code for a protein of 735 amino acids.